AUGCGCCAUCCGCCGCCGGUUCCACCACUUCGACCACCCCAGCGUCUUAUGCCGGCACCGAAUGAUGGGGGUGUUUUUUUUGGGGGUCGUGAUUACGCUCGUCGCCAACAACCGCCGCUCAAUUAUGCGCCACAGAAAUCUUUGAUUCCGUCAGGUAAUCAACCACCACAGCAAUGGCAAAAUAAUUCCAACUAUCGUCCGGGUCCUGUGCCAUUACUACGUCCUAAUGGACCAUGGCAUCCACAUGGUAAUGCAUACCAACAAUCGCCUGCUCAACCUCCGCCGUUGCUCCCCACACAUCAACAGUUCAAUCCAAAUGCACAAACUCCAAUAACAUACGUGCCAUCACAUCCAACAAAUUAUGAACUAAUGCGCCUUGCUAAUUCAGAUCAAAUUCCAUUUCUUGAACCUCUUGAAGAUGAAGAUAAUCUUGUUCGAUCACAUCUUUCGUCGAAUAGUAACAAUGAUGAAUCUCUCUUGAUAAAUUCAACAUCCUCUCCAUCCAAAUCGAAUAAACGUCGACAGCAGCAGCAGCAGCAGCAACAACAACAACAGCAGCUUGAAAAUAAUCGAAAUAUGAUAUCCUAUCAAGAUCUCGAUCGGCCCGAAGAGCAACGUGAUUCAUCGUUUAACAAUCGUCUUGUUCCUAAAUCAAACAAAACGAAUCAUUUACCAUCUGAUAAAACAAAUAAUCAAAUUCUAGUGAAAUCAUCAAGUGAUAACGAUCAUGCACUCAAGUUAGAACUUGAUCGAAUUAAAAAGGCGGGUGCGCAGGAACGAGAGAAACUGAAGGCACAACGACAAGCAGCUGCAGAGAAGGAAAAAGAAGCACAAACAAAAAGAAACAGUGCCAAAACCGGUGAUAAAGAGAAACGUGAAGAUGGUGAACUCGGUGAUAGUUCUGAUGACGACAAUAUGAAAUCAACACCACCUGUAGAGCCGAAACGACUGAAGAAAAUCGUAGAAAAUCUUGCUUCGACUCCUUCAAAGCCCGCUCUGUCACAUCGUUCAAAAACGCCGCCUUCGGAAAGUAUUCUCGACAUGAGUGUGAUGAAAUUGAUACGUCCAAUGAAAUUCUUUCAUAUCGAUGACGAGAAAAAUAGUUCCUAUCGAGAAUAUUUAACCACUAAUUUCAGUCGUGUACGUGUGCAUUGUCAUAAACCGCAACCGAACUUCUUCUCCAAUCUAAGUUGCAUCGAAGAAAUCAAACGUCGUUUACGGUUAAAUGCUAAUACAACAUCGUCGAUUCUAUUUCGACGUUUAAUCGAUGACAAUGACGACGACCUACUGUGGACUUUACAGACAAAUGUGGAAACCGAAGAUGGAGAAAUUGAAAGCGACGAGGAAAAUACGAUGGAUUUGAAUGGAAAGAUAUCUAAGCAUGCAUUAUCUGACGAUGAUAAUGAUAAACAUCUAAAAAAGAAAUCGAAACUGUUCGAUGAAGGAAUGAAUGACUUGACAAAAUCGUCUUUAAAUGAAAAACCAUGGAUAACCAAUGAGCUGCGGCAGUUGAUAAAACAAAAGAAUAAAUUGCAUGCACAAAUAGCUAGUGGUGAUACGAAUGCUGCGAUUGAGAAGAAAUAUAAGAAAAUACGAAAUAAAAUAUCAAAACUGGUGAAGACAUUGAAAGCCAAAUAUGAAAAUUCUAUUUCGGGCCGUUCAGAACCACUACUAAUACCACCUCUACUGUCUCAAUCACAAUCAUCGAAUAAUUCAUCGUCAUCUACAGCAGCGGCUGCUGCUGCUAAUCAUCCCUUGUCGAGAAUCCUCGAUCCUAAUCUUGUUAUGGCUAUGCUUGUCGAUCCAAGUUUGUAUUCCCGGGUUCAGCAACAAGUACUCUCCAAUCCAAAUUUCGUGCAAGCAUAUCAGCACAUGUUUGCAGAAAGCACAUCGGACACUUCCUUACCGCCUAAAGUUGCUAGUGAAACUCAAGUGGUUCCAUCAACUAAUCCAACACUCGAUAGUUUAAUUAAACAAACGACAAAGACGAGUACAACUGUACCAAAAACUACGAAAGAUACACUGAAUCUUGCAUCGUCGACAAGAUCUCGUCCAGUAUUAACUCAAGCGACAAAGCCAAUUCAGUUAACUUCACUGGAGGGUGAACUCGAAAGUGAUCAACAAAAUAAAGCUAGAACACGUUUGACAUCAGCUGAACCAACUCUAACAGAUAGUCAACAACAAGAUAUCGCUUUAACACAAGAAUUAAUUCGUCGUCAGUUAGCAUUAACACAGCAACAGCGGAAUCAACGAAAUCAACACUCAACUAGUCAACCAUCUCUCUCGGCGCCCUUGAGUCGUCACAUACCAUUGACGACCGAACAAAUGCAAGAAGUGUUAACACGUGCAAAGAAUUAUGUUACACGACAACAGAGUGAUGAAACUACCGAUGCGAACAAUGGUCAACCACGUUUAUCCUACAAUACUCGACGUUUACAAGCUGCAAUUGCUGCAUCAGUUUCAUCUGCAACGCCUCAGACAGCACAUACAAUUGGACAAGCAGCAGCUGCUGCAAUUGCAGCUGUUUCUGCACGACCAACAUCUGGAACAGCACCGACACCAUUAUCUAAUCCAGCUGUUCCACCUAUUUCUCCGCAUCGACAGCAACAGCAACAGCAACAACAACAACAACAACAACCACCGCCGUCGCAGCAGCAACAGCAACAGCAUCCGAUUCGUAUUCAACUCGAUCAGAAAUCGAAAACAUUGUCGUCGAUUAGUAAUAAUCAAUCCUCACCGAUUCCAACUAUCAAUCAACAAAAACUAAUGUCUCUUGUUGAUAUUAAUCCAUCACCGCCUCCACAUAUGUAUUCGAAUACACCAAAUUGGCAACGUCCUCCUCAUGUACCUAUGUCACAUUAUCCUGGACAUCCACAUCAACAACCAUAUCCACCAUACGACAAUCCUCAUCAGCCACCACCUUAUUAUGGUCCACGAACAAAUUAUCCACAUGAACCACGGCCAUUGUUACCGUCGUAUGGACCUCAUCCACCUCGACAUCCUGGUCAACCACCACGAUUCAAUGGUCCGUUGCCUCCGCCAGGUCCUUACGGUUAUGGUCAUCCACCGCAGAACUAUGGACCACCACCACCACCUCAUCCUCACUAUGGUCAUCAUUAUCCUCCACCUUGA
Adineta ricciae is the source of this 3132-nucleotide messenger RNA. Lineage: Eukaryota; Metazoa; Rotifera; Eurotatoria; Adinetida; Adinetidae. The record is from the annotation of a GenBank genome assembly.